Molecule: messenger RNA, 1139 nt
Organism: Metopolophium dirhodum (rose-grain aphid)
Lineage: Eukaryota; Metazoa; Arthropoda; Insecta; Hemiptera; Aphididae
Exons: 1
Coding region: 17-1090 (357 amino acids)
Biological process (GO): DNA replication, removal of RNA primer
Molecular function (GO): nucleic acid binding; RNA-DNA hybrid ribonuclease activity
Source: RefSeq, a predicted model, not a curated record
AUCAAGAAUCAAAAGUAUGCCCAAUCAUAUAGCCAGUAAGAUACUCCAUAAUCCUCUCUCCUACAACUCAGCCAACAACAGGAAAACUAUUUUUGAAUAUUUCAAAAUUAUCAGUGAUAACCUCGGCCUUCAAACUCAAACAUUGAGCAAAGUACAACAUCCGUCGCCCCCUUGGCUGUGGUCUCCGAAUAUCAACACUCAACUCACCAACUACUGCAAACACUCCACUGACAGCACUAUCAUCCGCAAUCUCUUCUCGGAAAUAAUGUCCCAACAAUACUCCAGCAGCACACACAUAUACACUGAUGCAUCCAAAAAUUCUAAUGGAGUGGGCUUUGCAACAAUCAUAGGUCAUGAAAAUCAUAAAUUCUCUCUCCCUCCUAGCACUAAUAUCUACACAGCAGAAACUUACGCCAUCUUUGAAGCACUGAAAAUCGCCUCCUCCUCAAGUUCGGAUUCUUUCACAAUCAUAGGUGACUCUCUGAGUGCUUUAAUAUCUAUCUCGAAUCCAUACUCCAAGAAUGAACUAGUACAACACAUCCAAAAACUGAUAUCUAUCUCUAACAAAACUUUCUCUUUCAUGUGGGUCCCCUCUCACGUCGGCAUUUCUGGCAAUGAAAGAGCAGAUAAAUCCGCAAAUGAAGCCACACUUCCUCAUAAUGCCUUAAAAAUAAACCUAACUACAUCCUCAGAGUUGCUCGACAUUAUUAACACCAAAAUCUCUGACACAUGGCAAACAAAAUGGACCAGCGUCCCUCUUUCAAAUAAACUGAGAAAUAUCAAGCCCUCUAUAAAAAAAUGGAACUUCUCCUGUAACCUCAAAAGAAGGGAUGAGGUCAUUAUAACCCGCGCCAGAAUAGGCCACACUCAUCUCACCCACUCAUUCCUCAUCACCAAGGAACCUGCUCCACAAUGUGACGCAUGCAACGUGGACCUGUCGAUCGACCACAUUGUCACUAGAUGUCCAAAAUACGCCGUAGCUCGGAAAAUAUUCAAAAAUUCAUCUUCUCUCCGACUUGCCCUCAGCGAAGAAAACACAGAAGCUAUAUACAAAUUUUUUUAUUAUACACAUUUAAACAAUAAGUUGUAAAUAUUUAUAAUUUUUCAUUGUUAUAACCUUCUGCAGGCUAAUAACCUUA